Messenger RNA from Symbiodinium sp. CCMP2592, 1296 nucleotides. Lineage: Eukaryota; Dinophyceae; Suessiales; Symbiodiniaceae. The record is from the annotation of a GenBank genome assembly.
AUGGAAGCAGACGACCCCUUGCAGGAUGGAGGAGCCAGUCCGAGAGCAUCAGAUCAGCACGAGUUUGCGGAGAUCCCGUGGGGAACGUUGCUGGGACGGGUAGCCCCGGCUGCAAUGCCCAUCCCUGGACGCAAGAUGGAUGCCAUGGUGACCUUGGGGCGAGCUAUCCAGCAAGCCCUUCGCGCAAGCACUGCCGAGGAGUCAGUGCACAUCCUCCACACCGGGCCGGCAGAGACCCACGUGCUUAUCCAGGUGAUCUUCGAUCAUUCCAGAUACAACGGUCAAGACCUGAUGCAAGUGUUGGCGAGCCAUGCCGAGGCUUUGGAGGAGAUAUCAGAGAGUCGGGAAGGUAAUGAACAAGAUGCCGGAAAGAUGAUGCAGCUGAACGAGCAUAUCACCCUGCGCCGGAUCGCGCCCCACCUGGAUCCCACGGCCUCGAACCUUCCGGACGUCGGACUUUCCGAGUCGCUCCAUGCGCAGAUUCUCGAAAGUCCGGCGGCCCGGAUGCCCAUGAAGGAAGUCUACAGAGAGAUCGCACGGCUCUUCAACAGCACGUUUGUGAUCUUCAUCGAUCUGAGCCACCUUUUUGCCGGGGAGCCCUGCAUGCUGCGCUAUACUUUACAUCCGGACCUGGACUUUGAUGUGCAGUGGGAUGAGAUUCGGGCCUUGAAGAGGAAUGCUCAAGGGGCUGUCGUGCAACGCUGGCAUCUGCACCUUGACCGGCAAGAGCGGUGGGCAACAUGUUUAAAGGCGGCCUCUUCCUUCUGGGUGCCUCUCUACGGUAACCAGAAAGCGGAGUCUGCAGAAAUGCAGAACAUCACCGGAGUUCGCUAUGGAACCGAGCUGCCGCAGAGUGACCUGAUGCCUCCGAGGCACAUCGUCACCCAACUGGCCUUCUGCUGCAGAUGGGUGUCUAGGUUUCUUAGCACAGAAUGUAUUCGAGAUGCUGAGAAGUGGCUCAUGGUCUGGAUGACCACAGGAUUGAUCGCCGCUCUCCUGGCAUUUCUUGCCCACGGCUUCGACGAUGGCUGCAGCUAUGUUACCUUGCAGCAGGCCUGCUUGCCGGCGGGUGGCAUGCUGGUGCGCGAAAUGUCACCCUUCCAGUGCACCACAACAACGUCAACUUUGUCAACAACUUCUUCAACUGUACUUCCGUUCGACUGCUCCGCUGGCUACAGCAACAGGGAGUUGAGCUGGUCAGAUGCGAAGAAAGAGUGGUGCUGCUCCAACCAGCAACACAUCCAGCUUGACAACCACAUCAGCCUCACAGACCAGCACAUCCUCCACUGUGUCUAG